Solenopsis invicta (red fire ant) is the source of this 1068-nucleotide messenger RNA. It is a transcript of the gene Pomp, whose product is annotated as proteasome maturation protein. The record is from RefSeq and is a predicted model, not a curated record. The transcript has 5 exons. Lineage: Eukaryota; Metazoa; Arthropoda; Insecta; Hymenoptera; Formicidae. Gene Ontology annotation, biological process: proteasome assembly. Gene Ontology annotation, cellular component: nucleus; cytoplasm. Bases 240 to 668 code for a protein of 142 amino acids.
GGGACUAAUGAACACGACUGUAUAGUAUGCUUCUCGCUUUUGUCUGGAUAGGCCCUAACCUUGGUACGGCAAUCAUCGAAAUUUUAUGAGUUUACGAACGCCGUGACACGAUAAAAUCCCUAACCUCAUUCUUGCAGUUUUCGCAAGGUCCUGACUUGUCCUGACUUCUUGACGCGUCGUCGUUUUGGAAUUGUUUGGACAAUUUUUUUGUGAUUUUUGUCGUAACUUUGGGCGAUAAAAUGAGUUUCGGUUUGCCAUCAAUCAUACCUAAACCUGCUGUACCCGAGCAAUUUGAGAUUAAAAAUGGAACCAAUUAUGGCUUAUCUAAUCCUAUGGUAUCAGGCUUGUCAGCAACCCGACAGAGUCUUGGUCAGGCACAUCCUUUAGAAGCUUCAGAAAGAAACUAUAAAAAGAAUCAAGAACGCAUGAACAUGAUUUUGCUUAGGAAUACUCAAGGAUUACAUGCACCAUUGCGUAUAACAAUGGAAUUGAAAGCCACUGAAAAGAUUGGAAGACUUCCAUUUUUGCCAUCGUCUAAUGUUAUGCGAGAUGUUUUGCUUGGGCAAGACCAAGAUAUACGAUUUGAAGAUAUCUUCAAUACACCGGAAUUCAGAGAACAGAUGGGACAGCCACAUGCUGUUGUAGAAAAUCAACUUGGAAUAUUGUAAAAUUUAAGUUUGCAACAAUUUUGUCUUAAUAAAAAAUGGUUUAUAUAAACUUAAUAAUAACUGUUAAUAAAUUAAUUCUUUAUAAUUUUUGUAAAUGAAAUAUAUAAAACCUUUUUUUUCUGUCAAUGUUUUAAUAGCAGUAAUUUAAAUGUGAAUUGUUUAAUACAUUUAAUAUCACGUGUUUACAAUGAGAAUCAUGUAUAUUUAAGAAAGGCAUUCAAUUUCAUAAAUAUGAAAAUGACAAAAAUAUAUUCUUUUACAAAAACAAAUGAUUUACAUCUGUCGAAUUUUUCACUGUCUUUUGUGCUUUGUGAAAAUAUAUACAUAUACAAAAUGUUUAAGUGAGAAAAUUGUAAACUAGUAAUUCUAGAUAAUAAAUUAAGAUGAAAAUAAAAAAUAA